AUGAGCGGCUACAAUCCCUAUGCCUCGGGGCACGGGCACCAAGGCGAUGGCAUGCAGCAGAUGGACAUGUCGGCCAACGGACAUAUCAUGGCCCAAGGAGCUGCCAUGGACGCCAUGGCCGGACAAUCCCUCGACGAUAUCGUCAGCCAGAACGCCAAAUUCAUGCGGAGACAGAGCAUGUCCGGUGUAUUUCAUCCAGGUCAACAACAGCAACAACAAUCACAUCAGACUCAGCCCAUGGAUACCGACGACCCAAGGCGUAUGUCUAUGAUGGAAUUCACAGGCACCUCCCCCACUGGUCCCCUGGAUGCCUACCAGUUCAGCCUUCCAAACUCAGACAUGGUUGACGCUACAGCUUAUAUGGCCGCCAGCCAAGCCAACCCCAACAACAUUCAAAGCAGACAACCCUCUACCGGUGGCGGUGACAUGGCCAUCGACAAUGGUUUCGCCCCAACAACUUCUUUUAUGCCAAUGAUGCCAUCGACCUCAUCCUACCAAUCUCCUGCACACCUCUCCAACAUUGACAUGGAUCUCAACAGUCCCUACAUCAACACUCCUAUGCACAUGUCAUCCCUUGGUUACAACAGUCCGAGCAUUGAUCGACCAAUGCUUACGUAUAAUCGCCCUUCCUACCACCACGGAAUGAUGAAUUCUCCCCUCAAUACUUCUGUGCCCAACAACAUGUACGCACAAUCUCCAGAAGCUGGUGGAAACCCCAACCCUCCGAAGAGGCCGUCUCUCGAGAACUCGCAUAGUAGAUCAUCGACAAGUCAAACCAUGCAAAAUACACACCAACAGUCACGCCAGCCCACUCCACAGCGACAAAAUAGCAAUCAUCAACCACAAAACCAAAGGCAACACUCAGGAUUCAAAGCGCAGCCUCAAAAUCCUCAACCUGGCUCGCAACAAGAUGUAGGCAUGGACAGAGGUCGCCAUAUGGAUCAAAGGUCUCGUUCACCAGACCCGUCACGAUAUAAUCCGAAUAACCAGGGUUUCAAUUGGCCUACACCGGAAGGCAAACCUCACAUGCAUUCUCAAUACAAGAACGCAUACUCCUCGACUGGUUUCGAUAUGCUUGGAGUUCUGGUACAUAUCACUGUCAUGAUAGCGUGGGGCACAAGAGCUGACGUUGGAAUANNGAUGCGCGUCGCGACUCGACCAAAUCCAGAGAUCAAUAUCGGUUCCGUCGAUUUGUCUUGUGCUUUUGUAGUGUGUGAUGCAGAAAAGGAUGACUUUCCUAUUGUUUAUUGCUCAGACAACUUCGAACGGCUCACCGGCUAUACCAGACACAUGAUCCUCGGCCGGAAUUGCAGAUUUCUACAAUCACCAGACGGCAAUGUCGAAGCUGGAGUUCGACGCAAAUAUGUCGAUGAUGACUCGGUGCUCUACCUCAAGAACAUGAUCAAUCUUCGAAGGGAAGCUCAAAUUUCAUUGAUCAACUAUCGACGAGGUGGCCAACCCUUUAUGAACUUAUUAACAAUGAUCCCAAUUUCUUGGGACACAGAUCAGGUCAAGUUCUUUGUCGGGUUUCAGGUCGAUUUGGUAGAACAACCAAAUGCCGUGACCGAUAGAAAUCCCGAUGGCACUUACUCGAUCAACUAUCAAAGAGGCAUGACAAUGCCACGCUACGUUAUGAACGCCCCAGAGUCGACUGCCAACAGAGGAGAGCUUGGUCAAACGAUACCGAGAGACGACGUCUCCGCUAUUCUCAGCACGAUUGGAACCGGAGAAUCGGAUUUCGCCAAACGCAUGUGGGACAAAGUACUCCUCGAAAACACAGACGACGUCAUCCAUGUUCUGUCUCUCAAGGGCUUGUUUCAAUGGAUUUCUCCAUCUGCAUCGAGGGUCCUCGAAUAUGAACCUGGAGAAAUUAUUGGCACAGCACUUUCAUCAAUCUGUCACCCUAGUGAUAUCGUGCCUGUAACAAGAGAUCUCAAGGACACUUCUACUGGAGCAUCAGUCAACGUCGUUUUCCGCAUCCGUAGGAAGAACAGUGGUUAUAUGUGGUUCGAGGGCCACGGAUCGCUUCAUACCGAACAGGGCAAGGGUCGAAAAUCAAUCAUCAUGGUCGGAAGAGAACGUCCGGUCUACGCACUCAGCAGAAACGAGUUGACUGGAAACAAUGGAGUCGGUGAAAACGAGCUUUGGACCAAGAUGUCGACGUCAGGCAUGUUCCUGUUCGUGUCAUCGAACGUAAGACAGCUUCUCGACCGUCAGCCGGAUGAGCUUGUAGGAGUAAGCAUCCAAUCUCUCAUGAGAGCAGAUUCCAAGGCCGAGUUUGGACGAGUUCUGGAGCACGCGCGUACCGGUAAGAAAGCAUCCGUUAGACACGAGAUGAUCAAUCGCCGUGGACACGUCCUCCAGGCUUUCACGACAUUGUAUCCUGGUGAUGCGACAGAAGGACACAAGCCGACAUUCAUUGUCGCUCAAACACGUCUCAUCAAGCACCAGCGGGGCAAUUCAUCCUCUCGACCAGCGCUGAGUCAACGUGGGUCGGAAUCUGUGUUGUCCGGCAGAUUCACACCUACAACGCCAAUGCUUAUGGGCGACAAUACUCCACAAUCACUAAUGCAGCUCCAAUCUACAGACGGCGCAGCUCCCACUUACUCGGGCCAAAACGGACUCCUGCUUGGUCGCCAAGACGGAGCAUUGGCCUCGGAAGAUAACCUGUUUGAUGAACUCAAAACGACUAAGUCCUCUUCUUGGCAGUACGAGAUCAGACAGUUGGAGAAGAAGAACCGGAUGCUAGCAGAGGAAGUACAAUCUUUGUUGGCUGCGAAGAAAAAGCGAAAGAGGAGAAAGGGUGCUGGUCAGAUGCAGAAAGAUUGUGCCAACUGUCACACCAGAGUAACGCCCGAGUGGAGGAGAGGCCCAAGCGGACAGCGAGAUCUUUGCAACAGCUGUGGUCUGAGAUGGGCCAAGCUGAACGGGAGAGUAUCACCUCGAACCAGCUCACAGCACUCUGUACAUUCGGCGACAUCGGAGAAGGCUUCCAAGAAGUCACAGUCUCCUAUGCAUCCGCCCGGUGUUCAUGGCGUCAAGACAGAAUCGACGACGCCUCGUCAACAGUCGCUCGACGCACUCGCACAACACGGUCAAAACAUGAACGCGACUAGCGGGUAUGUCAACGUCACCUCACCACAACAACACCAUGGACCUACGGGGCAUUCCGCACACAUGGAAGGCGCCAGCAGGGUUCCCGAAAAGAUCGAAGAAGAGUGA
Molecule: messenger RNA, 3222 nt
Organism: Aureobasidium uvarum
Lineage: Eukaryota; Fungi; Ascomycota; Dothideomycetes; Dothideales; Saccotheciaceae
Source: the annotation of a GenBank genome assembly